ACCAACAGAUGGGGAAGAAGAGCCGGCUUCCGGUACAGCAGUGGUUAUGCGUUGUGCUAUACUGCAUGUCGCGGAAUGUCGCGAUAAACACAUCGAUUACAUUCAUCUUUAAGCGAAGACGCCAUCGUCAAGCUCCUUGUUUUUGACUCCGAGCCGUCGCCAUCGCUGCUGUCAUGGGGACGACGAUGAGCGAGCCUUGCAUCUACGACAAGCUGUCAGAGAGCAUCGACAUCCUCCGCCAGUCAGGCUACCGCUACGGGAUGUCAGAGCGGGAGAUCGAGCGCUUCAUCAAGCGGAUGCUGGAAAGCAACGAGCCCAGGAGAGAGCCGCCUCAGUUCCCCAUCCUCAGGGCCACCAUCAAGUUUACGUUGGCAGUGGGCUUCUUGCUUGUCGUGGUCUUGGCAUUCUCGUACCCUCAGAGCUCCCCACAGUUGGGUCUGGUCCAUUUGGGGUCCUACAACUGGUCGUCGCCCCUCAGCCACGUGCGCCUGCUGUCCUUGCCCAUCGCCAAGAAAUACAACCUGCAAGGCUUCCAUGAAUGGUGGAGUGCAGGUUCUCUCAGACAGAACUUGGUCAACUGUUCUGGCUGCGCAGUCAUCUCCUCAGUGCUGGAAGUCCCAGAGAGCCUGAGUGGGACCGUGACCAUGCGCCGGGGUCCACAACUUGUCCUGUUAAAGGGCGGCCAGUCCCUCAGCAUCACGCGGCCUCAGCUGGAGGAGCUCUACUUGGCCUAUUCGGGUUCCGUGUCUGUUCUGCUCGAAGACGAUGACGGCGUGCAGAACCUGAGUGCUGGCCUCCCGCAAGGACCCGCCAACUUCACCUUGCUUUGGAGGUUCCGCUCGGCCGCCAGAGAGAAGGUGCUGAGGUGGCUCUUUCCCAAGGCGCAGCUCUGCCCUCUGCUGGACAGUGGUGGGAGCGUCUUGCAGCGCUGCCUGGUCACUCACAGCAGCAAGUCCCAGAGCAGGGGCGUGGCCGUCUUGGGCUGGCUGGUGGUGGGGGAGGGGCUGCCCACGGUGCGAGUUGUUCCUGUUCAACGCUGCCAGAAACACUGCAGCUCCUUCAACCUGUGGCUCAACCCCGGAGACAUGGUGUACGCCGACCCUCGCUACUGGCAGAUGGAGCUCUUCCCCGGACGAGGCCAGAACAUUUUGUGUGACGGCUCCACCUUUUAACGCUCAAGGGGACUUCCUGCUGGAGCCUGGCGGCGCUUUUCUGGGAGGCUCCGCCCACUGAUGCCUUACAAGGAGGACGUGACUUUGGUCUUGUUUGAACAAGCUCAAUGUGCCAUAGUGGACAUGAAGACUUUCACCUGUUGCACAAAAUACAAAGCUGCUUCUCGUAAAUUAUUGAUAUUGUUGAAUGUACGUACGUUCCAAGCUGCUCUUGGUGGUCGUCAGUGGAGACGACCAAUGGGACCAAAAAUAUUAAAUGAAUAAAUCACAAA
Nerophis lumbriciformis (worm pipefish) is the source of this 1444-nucleotide messenger RNA. It is a transcript of the gene lg23h6orf89, whose product is annotated as linkage group 23 C6orf89 homolog. NCBI's taxonomy places the organism in Eukaryota, Metazoa, Chordata, Actinopteri, Syngnathiformes, Syngnathidae. Gene Ontology annotation, cellular component: Golgi membrane; nucleolus. The record is from RefSeq and is a predicted model, not a curated record.